GAUCCUUCAUACAACUAGUGCAAGCUUGUAUGCGUUGGUCGUUCGAAGAUCUAAUGGCGUGCUGUAUAGAUACCAAGGAUCUAUAAAUAUAUCGAACCAUAACUCGCGACUUAGCGUGACGUGCUCGAGUCGCAUCAAAGAGCGAUCGGGUUCGUGUAGAACGGCACUCACAAACUCUUCUCGUACAACUCCCCGUGCCUUUUGAUAUCAUAUCACACUCUACCAGGACCAAUAUGUCGCACACCGACUUUCGUGUCAUUAUUAACGGCGGAGGACCUGUUGGACUCCUAGCUGCUCACCUCCUUACUGCGGCCAAAAUCAAGUAUGUCAUUCUUGAGAAAAGUUCAACGGUUGCCGCAGAAGGCGGUGCGUGUAUCUUUUUGCAAGGGAGUACGUUGCGUGUUAUUGAGCAGCUUGGUUUUCUAGAGCAGUUGAUAGCCCUGUCGACUCCUAUGGAGUUCAAAGAAGAUCGUAUGAUAGGUGGAAAAACAUGUAGACGCACCGAGGUUGGAUCACUCUGGAUGAAUAACCAUGGCUACCCGUGCCUCUACCUGCCUCGGAAGGCAUUAGUCGGAUUUUUACGUGAUUCUCUUCAGAAUCACGGAGAAACGAUACGACUGAACUCAAAUAUUUCCGACAUUAAGACAGGCGCCAAUGGCGUGCGUGUGUUCCUUAAUGAUGGCUCCGUCGAAAAUGGUUCUAUUGUUUUAGGCUGCGAUGGUACCUACAGCCAUACAUUGAGGACUGCGCAGAAGUUAGCUCAAGAGAACGGCCUCCAAACACAAGGUCUCUCCACCACUCGACAUAUCCAAACAUUGUAUGGCUAUGCUCCUUAUCCUGGUCGAGGCGAGAUAGGCACUCUUUAUGAAGCAAGGUCGAGCCCUUUAGGUGCCCAAUCAUGUGCCAAUGCAGAGACAGUGAUCUUUGUGCUUGCUAGGCGCCUACCCAAAGCUAGAAUUGAGCGAAAACACUAUACAGAGGAGGAGAAGCAGGAGUUCGUAGACGCCUGGAGAGACAAACCUAUCUUCGCAGACGUGACUUUUGGCGAGAUAUGGAAAAAGUCCCAAUGGUCAAUCUUGACUGACCAAGAAACCGGCUUUUCGGAUCUAUGGUACCACGACCGCAUCGUCAUGGCUGGAGACUCUGUCACCAGUAUGGAGUCCUUCGCUGGCAUGGGGUUUAAUAUCGGAGCAAUGCAUGUUGUUUCCCUGAUCAACGGUCUCGAAGAACUGAUUGAUCGCGAAGGCAGCUCGCCGCCAACAUCGUCUCUCACGAACGUUUUCGAAACGUACCGGGCGCAAGUAGAGAAACCCUCUAGGAAUGCGAUAGAUCUCACCACCAAAGCCGUCGAUGGAACCACAUGGCCAUCAUGGCUCUCAUACAUGAUCGAUCAGUAUGUGUUUCCCCUGGUAGGAGUGCGCAAUAUUAUGCAUCAGGUCUUCAGUAAAGAUAUCAUCCGCUAUGGGCAGCUUGUAAAAUUUUUACCAAAGGAAGGCACGAAAACAGGUGCGGUUGCUUGGCAUUUUGAUCCCUGAGUCAUAGCAUACAUGGUACACAACGACAUUCG
Molecule: messenger RNA, 1567 nt
Organism: Pseudovirgaria hyperparasitica
Lineage: Eukaryota; Fungi; Ascomycota; Dothideomycetes; Acrospermales; Acrospermaceae
Product: FAD/NAD(P)-binding domain-containing protein
Exons: 2
Coding region: 234-1535 (433 amino acids)
Molecular function (GO): FAD binding
Source: RefSeq, a predicted model, not a curated record